AUGCAGUUAAUAAUCGAAAGUGACAUUCCGGUGAGUCGACUUGGCAUAAAAAAAAGUCAUUCGCGGGCACGUAAAGAAGUGUAUGGGAAAAUAUCUGUAAAUGAAUAAAAACAAUAGAUAUAUAUUUAUGCAGAUAUAAAAUACAGGGAUAAAGAACAUUACGUUAGCAAAGAAUGUAUAAAAUGAAAUGGUAAUUUCCUCUGGAUUAUGGAGUGUAUUUAUAUAACCUCUUAGUGAUAAAGUUUAAUCACAUUGAUGCAAGUAUCACGUACCAUGAUAUUAAUGAAAACCAUUGAUAAAAGUUUUACAAAACUUGCGACGAUGGACCUUCAGAGUAUUGCACGACGUGUGAAAUACAACAUUACGUGUAUCGUGUACUAGGUUUGGCUAAAGUCAGGCAGCUACUCCUAGUUCCUAGGAUUUAGUAAAUUCGACAAGACCUGAAAAUGGGAUCCGAACAAAGCUCGCAAAGCGGUGGUCAAAGUGCCAAUAGUGGAAGAACGAGAACCAGUCAGCUUAGACGGGGCAAAAGCGUUCCGAGUCGCGAGAGGAUACCGGAAGAUACCCCACCAAGGUGCACGAGCCCUGGCGCUAGCAUUUGUUCCGAUUCAGACCUCCCGUACAUCUCUUACACGGUGAAUCGACCCAUUGGAGAUUCACCAAAGAUGACCAACAAGCAGUCACAGUUGUACAGAGGAAAGAGCAUCGGAGCAGGAGAGAUCUCGAGACGGAAAAAUAGCUUAGGUGCCACGAGUCACGAUCACAGAAGAGCCAAUGCAUCGGACAACAAGACACACAGUAUCGUAGUGGUAAAACCGGCUCAGGCAGAUCCUACCGCGGACAAAGAUCCGGACCUAGUGAAACUGCAAAGUAUCCCCAUGUUUCUGCCGAUUAUGCGCGGUACUCUGAACCUGCCGCCGGGAGUACGCGACCCGGAAGUCCUGGAGAGGCUUGAUCCUGUCGGCCUGUUUAAUCUGUGCGCGCGCUAUCAACAUCAUCUGAACACGAAUGCACAAACGAUAGCCGCGGAACAGGCUGCUCUGUGCACCAGCAUGGAAACGGAACUCGGCAAGGCACUGAAUCUCGCUGUAGACCGGCAGAAAAAGUUUGCCAGAUUCGCCGAGCAAUUGAACAAGGUGCACGAGCUCAGUCGUCAGCUCACCAGGUGCCAUUCGCUGCUCAAUCAAACCCUAAAGAGUCUCGAGAUGCUCAACAACCUGCUACCGGUAGAAGAGAGACUCGAGCCCUUUGUCUGGACCACCGGUUAAAUCGCGUUUGAUCGAUUCUAGUCUUAAGGAAAACCUCAAUUUGCUGACGCUUGCGUUACGUUAUAGAGAAACUGCGAAAAACUUUGGCAGGCAUGCCGAGUAAGCUUCAUCAUUACGAAUUAUAACAUCCAAUCCCACUAUGCAACGGAUAAAAUAAAUGACGAACCAAAUUAGAGAAAUGCAAAUGUGUAUACAUAUAUGUAAAUAUAUAUACUUUAUUGAAACAC
Molecule: messenger RNA, 1495 nt
Organism: Ooceraea biroi (clonal raider ant)
Lineage: Eukaryota; Metazoa; Arthropoda; Insecta; Hymenoptera; Formicidae
Gene: BORCS5
Product: BLOC-1 related complex subunit 5
Biological process (GO): lysosome localization; organelle transport along microtubule; positive regulation of anterograde synaptic vesicle transport
Cellular component (GO): cytoplasmic side of lysosomal membrane; BORC complex; synaptic vesicle membrane
Source: RefSeq, a predicted model, not a curated record